AUGGGCGGCGACAACAAUGAAAAGCCUUUACGUGAUUAUGCAAUGCCAAAUGCUAGUGGUGCACCUUCAAGUAUUGUAAGGCCUACUAUUUCUGCUAAUAAUUUUGAGCUUCGCCCUCCUUUAAUUCAAAUAAUUCAACAAGACCAAUUUAGUGGCCUAGAUAAUGAGGACCCUAAUGAACAUAUAACCACUUUUCUUUUUAAAUGCGAUAUUGCUAAGUUAAAUGGAGUGAUUGACGAUGUUAUUCGACUUGGUUUGUUUCCGUUUUCACUAAAUAAAGCUAAAACGUGGUUAAAAUCUAAUCGUUCUAAUUCAUUUACAACAUGGGCUACAUUAUCUCAAGCUUUUCUCAAAAGAUAUUUCCCUCCUGGAAAAACUACUAAGUUUAGAAACGAUAUAACUAGUUCUGUUCAGUAUGAUGGGGAAUCUUUAUAUGAAGCAUGGGAAAGGUUUAAAGAUUUACAACGUAAAUGUCCUCAUCAUGGUGUCCUUGAUUUGUUGCUAGUGCAAACUUUUUAUAACGGUCUUAAUGAAUCUGUUAGAAUAACUAAAAAUGCGGCCGCCGGAGGUGCAAUAAUGGGUAAAACUACUGAAGUAGCUAAUAGGUUACUUGAAGCAAUGGCUUCUAAUAAUUAUCAUUGGUCUAAUAAUAGGAAUAAACCAAAGAAUAAUGCUGGUAUGUAUGAAGUAGAAGGAAUUAACAUGUUCAAUGCAAAAGUUGACAGCUUAGUCAAUUUGUUUACUAAAAUGAAUAAUGUAAAUUCCGUGUCUACUACUAUGCCAUGUAAUUUGUGUGGAGGUGCUCAUUUGACCAAUGAAUGCAUUAAUGUGGAACAAGCUCAAUAUAUUUCUAAUUUUAGUAUGCACCCACAAAAUGAUCCCUAUUGUAAUACUUAUAAUCCAGGUUGGAGAAACCAUCCUAAUUUCUCUUGGAGAAAUCCAGGCCAACAAAAUGUUAAUGUUAAUUCACAACAUCCACCUGGGUUCCACCAAAAACAAAAUCAACAAGAAAUUAGACCAUCAUGGGAACUAGCUAUUGAAAAAUUAGCUAAUACUACUUCUGAAAGAAUUGUAAAGUUAGAAACUAAAGUUUAUCAGAUCGCUAUUUCUAAUAGAAAUGUAGAACUUCAACUUGGACAGUUAGCUAAUGCCAUAAAUUCUAGAAGUCAAGGAACUUUGUCUAGUAAAACUGAAGUUAAUCCUAAACAGCACUGCAACGUUUCUUAG
Molecule: messenger RNA, 1227 nt
Organism: Beta vulgaris subsp. vulgaris (sugar beet)
Lineage: Eukaryota; Viridiplantae; Streptophyta; Magnoliopsida; Caryophyllales; Amaranthaceae
Exons: 1
Coding region: 1-1227 (408 amino acids)
Source: RefSeq, a predicted model, not a curated record